Messenger RNA from Candida tropicalis MYA-3404, 1656 nucleotides. RefSeq names its product putative metalloreductase. Gene Ontology annotation, molecular function: oxidoreductase activity. The transcript has a single exon. Gene Ontology annotation, cellular component: plasma membrane. The coding region runs from base 1 to 1656 and encodes 551 amino acids. Lineage: Eukaryota; Fungi; Ascomycota; Pichiomycetes; Serinales; Debaryomycetaceae. The record is from RefSeq and is a predicted model, not a curated record.
AUGAAUACAAUAUCUCCCGUGGUGAUAGAACCAAGACAUGGUGGUGAACAUCAUAGUGUUAAUGUCAAAUAUGGGAUCAUCAUUUUUGCAAUUUCAGUAAUUCAUAUCUUGUUUUUCUUACUUGUGAAAUUCAUUGAAAUCAAUCGAUGGAAAUCUAAUGGUAGAUUUAAUAAAUCAUUAUGGAAAUUGAAUAAUACACCUACUUGGAUGUUAAUCACUUUAUGGAUAUUGAUUAUCUUCUUCAUUGGUGGGGCAAAUAUAACGGAAUUUCUGGAAGAAUAUAUUACUAUUGCCAAAAGAUAUGGUAGAAUUGCUUAUUGUUUAUUACCUUUAAAUAUUUAUUUAAUUUUACGUCCUACAAAUUGUGUUUAUUUGAAACCUGGCUAUUAUUUGGAAAAUCUAAGUUUACAUAAAUGGUUGUCUAGAUUAAUUUCAAUUUGUACUUUAAUUCAUGCAAUUGGUUAUUUUUAUAAAUGGAAUAAAGAAGGUAAGAUAUUGAUUAAAUCAUUUAGAUUUUUGAAUUUUUUAGGGAUUGUUGUGUUUGUCAUGUUUGCCGUUUUAAUUAUUGUUUCAAUUAGAAUAUUAAGAAGAAAAUAUUAUUCCUUGUUUUAUAUUAUACAUAAUAUCACUGCUUGGUCAAUGGUUGUAUUGAUUAUUUUCCACGCUAGACCAGGUGUAACCAUUUUUGGCAUCAUAUGUUUAAUCUUGAUGUGUUAUCAAUUGUUAUAUUUAAGAUUUUAUAAAUCUUAUCCAGUUAAUAAUUUAAAAAUAGUUGAUAUUCCGAUGUCAACAUUACAAAUUAUUAAAAUUCCAAAACCUUCAAAUUUCCCAACUUGGUUGCCUGGAUCACAUGUGAGAUUAAAUUAUACCACUUCAAAUAUUAAAUCAUGGAUUAACUCUUCUCAUCCUUUUACAAUUGCUAAUAUUCCUGAAGACGGAGUUAAUUAUUUAUCUUUAGUAAUUAAAAAACCUGGAAAUUUCAUUAUAGAUCAAUAUUUAACUUACUUAUUAACUGGUCCUUAUAUUUCAAUUGAUUAUCCGUUUUAUAAUUCUGCAAAUUUAAUCAAUAUAAUUUGUGGAGGUUCAGGAAUAUCGUUUGGCUUACCAAUUUUAAAUCAUUACAAGAGUUUAAAUCUGAAUAUUCCUAUAAAAUUAAUUUGGUGUGUUCGUAAUAGAAAUGAUUGUUUUAUUAUGAAUCAAUUAGACAUGACCAAUGUUGAAGUAUUUAUAACUUCCGCUGGUGAUUCAUCUUCAGAUGAACAGUCACCAUCUUCGUCAUCAUAUCAACCUGUUCCUUUAUUUGUUGUUGAUGAUGAACAGGACGAAAGCCAUGCAAAAGUUGAACAAACUCAAGGUGAAGAAGAAGUUGAUGGAUUAUUAAAUCAAGAUGAAAAUGGUAUACCAUUACAAUCAAUGAAAAAAGAAUCAUUCCCAAAAAAAGAAGAAGGGGAAGAUGAAGAAAAAUCAUCAAAAGAUGUCUUUAAAUAUGGUAGACCUAAGUUUGAUGAAGUUUUCGCCAUUGAUGAUCCUACAUUGAAUCCAAAUUAUAAUGAUUCUUGGGUGAUUGCAUGUGGACCAGAUCAAUUGAUUGAAGAUGCUAAAUAUUGGUCACAAGAAAAAGGUUAUCGUUUCUUCAGUGAAAAGUAUGAGAUGUAG